AUGGAUGGUGGCGGCGGAGAAAAGAGUCUUCUUAACAAACACCUCCACCUGCUCCACCAUAACGGUGGAAAGAAACAACAAGCGCGAGAUGUGCCAAAAGGGUGUUUGGCUGUCAUGGUUGGGCAAGGAGAAGACCAGCAGAGAUUUGUAAUUCCCGUAAUUUACUUAAACCACCCACUGUUCAUGCAGUUGCUCAAAGAAGCAGAAGAAGAAUAUAGAUUUGAUCAAAAGGGCACAAUUACUCUUCCUUGCCAUGUCGAGAAAUUUCGAUCUGUUCAAGGUUUGAUUGACAAAGAGCACAAGUUCAGCAACCACCACCAUCAUUUGGGCUGCUUUAGGUUUUGA
This is a messenger RNA of Fraxinus pennsylvanica, 345 nucleotides long. Lineage: Eukaryota; Viridiplantae; Streptophyta; Magnoliopsida; Lamiales; Oleaceae. The record is from the annotation of a GenBank genome assembly.